AUGGCGAAGGUCCUGGGUUUUGCUUUCUUGGCGGCUGCAGUCUCCACUGUUCUGUCUAUGGAUGUGGAGAAUGCGCUCGCUACCGAUGCUGAAUGUGCCCAGGGCGAGGAAUGCGCCCUCAACGCUUUGCAGCAGAAGGCAGUGGCGGCACAGCUGCAAACAAAGGACUCCGUAGAGAAGUUUGCGGCUGCUUUGGAGGAGGGCGAGGAGGAACUCGCUGAGGCAGAAGCGCAGAGCAAGAAAGAGGCCUCGGCAGACGAGGAAGAGUGGGGCUCCUCACCGAAGCCAGCCCCUGCGCCGGCCUUCAACCCGUACUGGAACCCAUACAGCCCAUAUGCUGGCAAUCCUUACGCCGUCCCUGGCCUAGGCUUUGGAGGCUGCCUCACCAAGAUCCAGGAUUCUUCCUGCAUGGUGUUCAGCUGCGCAAAGUCGCGUGGCCCAACGACCUGCAACACUCAGGACUACUUCUGCUACUGCAAGCCUGGCUUCUGCUCCGAUGGCAAGGGCUGCGUGCCCCAGCAGUCCCUGUACACGCCAUACCGCUAA
This is a messenger RNA of Symbiodinium pilosum, 546 nucleotides long. The record is from the annotation of a GenBank genome assembly. Lineage: Eukaryota; Dinophyceae; Suessiales; Symbiodiniaceae.